AUACGAUAUUCGAUAUUCGUUCGCAGAAAGCAACAUGGCGGCCAUGCGUACGCUAAUGCAAAGUAAUACGCAUAUUUACGCGGAAUCACGGCCGGUCCCCAGAUCGUUCAAUUCACUUUAAUUUAUUUAAUUAUCAGCCGUUAAAACUGUCAUCUCUGCUCAAUUAAAAGUAUUCCAUCAAUUCGAGACAACGAGAAUCAAACAACAAAGACAAACCUAACAGUAGUUUUUUGAGGUUAUUUCGGUUUUUCGAUUUUCAAUAGGUACAGCGGGUGGCACAGGUAGUGAUUGUUUAAUAGUAGUUUAAUAAUGUGAUAAUUUGAUAUCCUUAUCAACGUCAUAAUAUUAUCAAUGAAUAAUUAUUAAAAGUUUCACGCACAUGUCAGGAAGCGUUUCUUCGUUUGACUUCGGGUACUUGUUGCCGCUAGCCCGGCGUCAGCGGUUAGGGCCCGUGAUAAUUUUACCGAUUUUCCUUUUCAUCUCUCUUUUGAUUUAGCUCGGAAAGAUGAGUAAAGACUCAUCCAAAACUAGUGAAACCACCAGAAGCAAUCAAUCUAUAUCGGACCAGGAGAAAGAUUGGGCUCAGUCAGCUCUAGCUGAGUUCAACCGGAACAAUUUUCAAGCUAGUUAUCAGUUUUUCAAGCAAUUAGAAGCUUCGCGACCCAAUGACUUCAAGGUUGUCCAUAACAAGGCGGUCGUUGAAUAUUUUAAAAGUGAUCUGAAGAAGACUGAUCAGUUCAAGAAGAACCUUUUGUCUGCGUUCAAUCAGUUUCGUAUCAGCAUCGAUGAUUUAGAAACCCUAGAGGAUGUCGAACAUUGCAUAAUAUACUACAACUAUGCUCUACUUUUAUAUCAUAUGCAACAGCAUCAAGCUGCAUUACGGCUCAUCAACAAAGUGUUCUCUUUUAUAGAGCCAAUGGAGGAAAGUCUCGCACACCGAGUUUGCCUUCUCUCAGUGGAGUUACAUUUACGGACUAAUCAGUUAGAAAAAGCAUUAUCACUAAUUUCCUACAUUGAAACUCAGUUUGUUUCAACAGAAAACGCUAUGAAAAUGAUCAGAGAGAAAAGGAUAAAACCUCUUGAUCAAGCUAAACCAAUGGUGUUGGAUGCAGCAACAGAUGCCCUUAGAUUGAAACUACUGCAAUUCAGGGCAAGAUUUUAUCUGAAGACUGGUCUCGUCAAGAAUUGUCGAAAAGACUUAAAAAGUUUGUAUGCAGGGGAAAAACAGCAUAUCACCACACCAGUUUUCCUCCUCGCAAAUGCUGAAUAUGUCAGUGGGAAUUUCAGGAAAGCUGUGAUGAUCUUGAAUACCGGUAUACCGGUCAAUAGUGUUCCAAUCCAAGAAAGUGGAGAAUCACUGUCGACGAUGGUGUACAAUAACUUGGGUUGUGUGUAUUAUUGCAUAGGUAAACCAAACCUAGCCAGUACAUAUUUUCACAAAGCACUGCUGGAAAAUAAUAAAGGACUGAAAACAUUUGCAACUCCCGAUGCAGCGGAGCCUCUGUCAGGGAGAGCUCUUCAUACUUUAGGUUUCAACAAAGCAUCUCAAGUACUAUACAAUUUGGGCGUGAGUUUGCUGCAUGCAGGCAAACCUAUUCCAGCAUUCGACUGCUUGACAGAAGCUGUGCAAGUUUAUCAUAUGAAUCCUGUUCUAUGGUUGAGACUUGCUGAAGCCUGCAUAAUGGCAUAUAAAUCGGAUAACAGGAAAGACUUUGACUUGGCUGUGAAACGAAAUGAAAUCGUUAGUAAAAUAGUCGGGAGCGGCGCUCAUCGGAAAAUUGUUCUCAACACUCAAAUAUUUACAGAUAUUAAGUACAGCUCAGAAGCACAAUCUUAUGCAAUUCCAGUUGCUGGUUUAGAAUUCGGAUCCUUAUGUUUAAAAAAUGCGCUAUUUCUAACGAGGAAUGGCGGAGAUGCACCUAACAUAGUACAUUUAAGAUGCCAUAUUUUAGCUGCAAGCGCGUAUGUUUGUCUAUGUUCAGGAGAUUCCAUCCUCGCUCUAAAUCAUGCCAACUCAUUGCUCUGUCAGAACUCCCUGUCUGGUGCGCACAAGUUCCUCGGUCAUUUGUAUGCCGCUGAAGCGUUGAUAAUUUUAGGCCAAUUACCAGAAGCCAUGGAUCAUUUAAAAUUAGAUUACUUGAAUGAUUUAAGUUUACCCUCUCCUCCCCAAAAGUAUGAAGUCCCACUGAAACCUCCGAUAUCCUGGUUCCCUAAUAAUCUUACUGCGGCCAAAAAUAUUCUUCAAUACAAUUUAGCUGUUGCUCUAGUAAUUAAAGGGGAAUUAGAAAAAUCUGCAGAAGUGUUGAAAUCGAUCUGGGUGACAAAAUCAGAGCAGUCAGAAAUUCCUGUACAAGUGAUUGCGUUAGCUUUGUAUGUUGAAUUAAUGUUAGGGCAUGCAGAUAUUGCUCGUGCUAUAGUGAAACAAAGCUGUAAUCAGUUCCGAUAGAAUUUAUUAUUCCUGUAAGUUGGAGCAUCGCACCAUGACAUCAGCAUGAGGAUUACUUUUCUUCAGUUUGCCCGCUUCAGUAUAUGAAGAACAUGAUAAAAGUAGCGAAAAGUUUGAAUGCCCUGUUUAAAUCUCAGUCAGUGGAGCUGAUUUUUAAAGUCAGGAUUUUUAAAUAUCAACUUUAUAGUCCGUUUCAGGAGACCUGAGACUUUUUAUUUGGCAUUAAAAUCCUUAAUUGGCAACGCAUCAGUCCCAAACGUUGUGUUCUGACCGCUUGCCGACCACCCUCUUUUGUUCAGCGAUGAGAGGCCGGCAACCCGUCCAUUGUGAGGGUAGGAACAAUGGGCAUCCUUCAUCCCUCCUUAAUGAGCCCAAGUACCCGGACCCAAUUUUCUUUCUCGUUGAAAAAUUCAACUAUUAGCGUGGAAAUUCAGGUCCAGCAGAAAAUUUUGAUGAAAACGGACUAAAAUUCCAUCCGAUUAUCUUAAUUUUUACCCGAUAUACGGCAUUUAUGGUUGGCCGCGAUUUGGUUCGAUAAAAUUAAAUAAUUUUAAAAAAUUGUUUCAUACCGUUGUAGGUACAUGCGAUUCUGCAGUAAUAACAUAAGAAUCUUUCACUAUAAAAGGGAGAAUUACACAAAUUUUAAGGCGUAUUUUCCAAACUUCCCUUUACACUUUCUAUUCCAGGCUUAGGACUAACAGCGUGCACAACACCGGCGUGUUUAAAAGUUUGGUCGUAAGGUGACUGUUCCCACAGGCCUGUCAGAAAUAGUAAAAAUAAAAGAGAAGAAAAAAUAAAAAAAGUCAACAUUGAUAUUAUAACACUCUUCUGGUCCUGCUUUUCAGCUUCAGAGAGAAUGUCUAUAAAGGAAUGAGUUGGAAUGAGUUCAAUGAAUGACGAGCAGUUGAAGUAAUACCGUUGUAUUAAUGAAAAUGACACAAAGAAAAAAGCUCGACAAAACGAGUGAACAAAUCUAGCAACAGGCGACGCCAUGAAAAGGAUCACACAUAACCAAAAGAUACAAGGAGCCAAUCGGAGGGCAGUGGCAGUGAGCCAAUCGGAGGGCUUGUGGGAUUGCCACAUCUCACACACCCCCCCAAUCCUACAAGGGCGGAUUGUCUUACAGACUAACAAAUCUCAGUAAUUAACCAAUGAUUUUUAGGACGGAGUUAUCACCUAGGGUGAUUUGUUCGUCACUUACUUCGACAUAGUUACUCAAAAAUUCUUUACGAGAGGUCAUAUGGAAUGAGGCACCACUGUCCAACACCCAUCCAUUUGACUCGAAGUCACUACCACAAUCAGUACAGAAAGCACUUUUCUUACCUUUAUUUUGAUUAGUGUCAGACUUAUCUUCUUUAUCAUGGUUGCUCUUUUGGGUAGGAGUAUUCGAACUAUUGCCUUUUCCUGCUUUACAAUAACGGGCUGUGUGCCCCGGUAAGUUGCAAUUGUAACAAAUGUGUUGCGAUCCUUUACUGUCGAUUACGAUUACGAGAAGUCCUCUUCUCCGUAGUGAGUGCAGAAUCAAAUUUAUCGCACAAAGAGAGAUUAGCCUCUUCAUCCAAAAGACGAGAUGUUAGAUUGAUUACAGUUUGCCGUUCAGAAUCCAUGGAUAAUCAUGCUUGGCGAAAAUUUUGGUACUUUGACGGAAGUGUGCCAAUGAUUUUAGUGAUUAUUGCUACAUCACUAAGAGAUUCACGAGUUUCUCUAAUCUCUUUUCCUAAAUUCUCAACAGACAUGAUGUAAUCAAGAAUUGAUUCAUCUUUUCCCAUCUUUAAUUGAUGAAACUUAUCUAACAACGUCAUUUUUGAGAAUUCAGACUUCUGCUUGUAGAUACUAUCCAAUCUAUCUAGUGCUUGUUUUGCAUACUCACAAUUUUCAAUAAUUCGCACCUGACCAUAAUCUAACGCUGAGGAGAUCACACACAUUGCCAAUGCAUCCUUCUCUAGAAACUUCCGAACACCUUCCUUAUCAUCGUCACCAGGUUUUUGAAGUUCUCCAUUAACAUACCCGAGGAGCCCCUUGGCCUGAAGCACAUGCUUCAAUUGGAAUCUCCAUUGAGGAUAAUUCUUUCCAUUGAAUUUGCUAAUGGUUGCAGUUAGAUCAUUGGUACACUUGCUAGCCAUUACGUUGCAGUUUCAGAUCGGUUGCACACACGAACGAUUGACAUGCACAAGUUUCACCCUCAGUCACAUGUGCUAAUAUCCCACGAGGAAAUAUUCCACAACACGGAGUCAAGGCACAAAAACAAGAUAGCCAUGUCAACACGAACGAGAGUCCCGAAUAUUUUUCACGUUUCCAACAUCAGUUCAUUUUCAGCGCCGAAACCUGUGCGGCCACGUGAACACGCGAGUCGCGAAUUUUUAGUCUUCACGAACCACAACAGUUAGGGAUGCAGGCCCAUAACCUAUGAAGGAAUGAGUUGGAAUGAGUUCAAUGAAUGACGAGCAUUUGAAGUAAUACCGUUGUAUUAAUGAAAAUGACACAAAGAAAAAAGCUCGACAAAACGAGUGAACAAAUCUAGCAACAGGCGACGCCAUGAAAAGGAUCACACAUAACCAAAAUAUACAAGGAGCCAAUCGGAGGGCAGUGGCAGUGAGCUAAUCGGAGGGCUUGUGGGAUUGCCACAUCUCACAAUGCCUGAUUGCAUAAGAAAGCCUUGAAAACUUAGAAGUCAUCAAUAACGUAGGAGAAUUUCUUCAAAAUUGAUCGUCUUCAAUAUCAGUAUCAGAUUCAUCAUCAUCAGAAUCCGAGGAAUCGUCAUCAGAACCGUCUAAUUGAAUGACAAUCUGUAACUGCUCCAUGUGCAGAGCCCGCCUACCACUUUUCUCAUAAUCUUUCUUCUGCUCCUUUAUCGCAUGUUCUACAACAUUUUUCCAAUCUUCAAUAGAAACCCGAUCAACUGUGGAAUCUAAAAGUUUCUCAACUUCAUCCAGUUUGAAGGUGCUGUGAACUUCUCUCUUAAUCUGAAAAUUUUUAAUAAGUAAAAUGAGAAAAUGAAGGAAAAAUUCAGCGGAUAUUUGGAGAAUAUCGUAAAGCAAUUGAAUGAAGUUAUUGAUGUAAUGAACAGUAACCGGAAAAUAUAUUGUAACUACUGAAAAAAAUAAAAUAACAAUUAAAAAAAAACCUUUCUUAAGAAUUUGAAGACUAAAAGAAUAUUGGAGAAAAUUUGAGGAUCUCACUUGAGCCCAUAUCAGCUCUAUGGGGUUGCACUGGCAAUGAUAAGGUGGCAACCUUAUUACCUAGUGACCCAUCUUAAUGGCCAGUUGAUCCAACUCGUACAACACAUAAUGAGGCUUGUGCCUUCUAACAAUUUCCAAUAGAUCAAAUUUUUUCUGAGUAGAAUUAUGUGCCAAUUUUUCCACCUUCAACCAUUCGAUAAUCUCCCCUUUUCUUGAUUGAGUGUUCGGCACCUUUUCGAGGAUUAUCGAGUGAUAACUCGAAGUGUCCAUAACGAUGACGCAACUCUCUUCUAAGAGCUGGAGCAUAUUGGUAAACCAUUCUUUGAAACGAUCUCCGUCCAUUUCGUCAUGAUAAUCACCAUUUUUUUUUGCUCGAAAAACCAACUUUGCGCCUGCUACAAAUCCAAAAUUUACAGAUCCCACGUGGGCUAGGAUGAUCCUGCCUCUUUUUCCCGUGGGCACCACUAAACCUUUGUUUCCAUCAGCGUCUUCCCAGACAUAAUUUGGUGAAUGAUUCUUGUUCACCCAGGCUUCAUCUAAAUGUACAACCGGCCGAGAAUCCUUCUCAGAUCGAAGUUUGUGCAUUUUCUGGAGGAAAACGUUCCGCAUGGCCACAAUAUCACUUCCCUCCAUCAAAUAUUUUCUUCCGUCAUUGCCUUUCUUGUACUUGAAGCCGAUACUUUUCAGUAUUUGAAAAACAGACGCAACGGAUCCUUCAAAGUCUAUUUUCUCCGUAAGUGAUGCACGUACUUUCCUUACCGUUGGGUACAUGCGAUUGUCAUAAAAUUCAAACAGAAUCCUUCUCAAGAGAUCCAAAUUGAAAUUGUGCCAGCCAGUGAUUUUCUUCACCCUAACACGCUUAUAAUUUGGUGAAGAAAAUGAAGGCUCUUCAUCUUCUGCUGGUUUGGAUAUCUUGGCUUCUGCACAAAUCUUUUUCAUAUUUGUUAAAGGUGUGUUGCAAGCUUCUGCAGCUGCCUCUUGGGGGGCUUUUGCGAAAAGAAUACUUGGGUCUUUUAGCACUGCCAGGAUGCACAAAUAAACAUGAUACAUAACUUUUUUACUCUGAGCUCGAGUGUAUUUACCCAUCUUCCAUCCUCUAUUCUCAGAAGCCUGUCACACCGAUGAUGGUUAGUCAAAAAUAUUAAUUAUUAACACUCACAAUGAUUCACUAUUAUUAAGAGCACUGGAAACACACAUGACCUUUCAGGAUAGCUUAUUUUAGAGUAACUGAUGAGCAGACUUGAAACCACGAGAUUCGGAUAUAAUUGGCACGGGUCAAAGUGUGGUGGACACAAAGAGUUGGAUUUCCCAAGUUUCCAAGGAUCAAUUCCCAGGUAUUUGUGGAGGAGGGGACACAGAAUCGUAGUAAAUCGGAGUAAAGAAUCGAUUAUGAAGGUGCUCGUUGCGAACACCCUGUACAUCGAUGACUUUCCACAGGUUUAAAUGGCCGAUCAAUGGAUAUAUCGCAAAGCAUGCCACACCACUGCUUAUGUUAUUACCGCAGAAUCGCAUGGACACAGUAUGGAACAAUUUUUUAAAAUUAUUUAAUUUCAUCGAACCAAAUUGCGGCCAACCAUAAAUGCCGUAGAUUGGGUAAAAAUUCUGAUAAUCGGAUGGAAUUUUAAUCCGUUUUUAUCAAAAUUUCCCGCCAGACCUAAAUUUUCAGGCUAAAAGUUGGCGAGAAAAAAAUUUGAGUCCGGGUACCAGGGCUCAUUAAGCAGGGAUGAAGGGUUCCCAAAUCGCAGUCAACCACAAAUGCUAUAUAUCGGUUAAAAAUUAAGAUAAUCGGAUAGAAUUUUAGUCUGUUUUCAUCAAAAUAUCCUGCUGGACCUGAAUUUUCAUGCUAAUAGUUGACUUUUUCAACGAGAAAGAAAACUGGGUCCGGGUAUGAGGAAUGAAGGGUGCCCAUUGUUCCUACCCUUACAAUGGACGGGUUGCCGGCCUCUCAUUACGGAACAAAAGAGGGUGGCCGGCAAGCAGUCAGGUCACCGCGUUCAGUUUUAAUGCAGUCAGGUCACCGCGUUCAGUUUUAAUGCAGUCAGGUCACCGCGUUCAGUUUUAAUGCUGUCAGGGUUAAUGCCGAAUAAAAAGUCUCAGGUUUCGUGAAGUGUACUAUAGAAGUAUGUAUAAUUGGUGAGAGAUAUUACCCAAGCCUAUGGUUUAUUCAUAAAAUGUUAUAAUUGAUGGAUGAAUCAAGUGAUAGAAAAAAUUCAUACGGUCCAAUGGCAUGAAGAUAAAUUGUAUAUCAAAGCUUAGAAUUUAAUUCACAAGCUUUUCACCGAACGGAAAUUUAAAUUUGUCUCAAUAUCAUUGUCUUAUCUUUUCAUCCUUCAACACAUAUUUCAGUAUAGUCGUAUUUUAUUCGGAGGCAACACUCGCAACAUGUUGGGAAAACAAGCAACAACUGCAUUUUGUUCGAAGUUGUUUUGUGUUGUGGGGGCAGGGCUAUUUCCGCGCGCAAUAUUUGGGAACUCCUAAAGCAACAUUGUUGUACAACAACUGCAACGUGCUGAGAGACAAGUCGUAUUUAUGCUGUUGCCUAAGACAAUGCUGUUUUCUAACCUAAAAUUGAAAUUCGCUUUCUCAUUGGUUGUUCAGAAUCAUGCAAAAGAAACAAGAAAUAAAACUGAAACAAUUUGUUGUUUCGAACAAAAUACGACUUUUAAUUCUCCUUGAGCUUGAAGGAAAAUUAUGCUCCGAAUCAUUGUAUGAUGAGAAUGUUUAAUUAUGAUCGCUGAGUUUCUGAUGGCUGUGCCAUCAAUUGUGUAUACUUUGAUGAUAAAAAAUCAAAGAGCUUUCUUGUUAAUAUAAUCAUGUUGCCAUCAUUGGAAGGUUCUGUUUGGACUUCUGUGAACAACCAGACGUUCUCUGCAGAGUAAAUUUCCAACUGAUGUUAUUCAGUCUAACUUAUAUUUUUUAAAAAUGUAUCUCUCUUUUAAAGACAUACACAACAUGGUAUGGAAAAAACUUAUCAUGCUUGAGAAUGACGUACAGAACCGAGCUGAAUUUCUGAUGCUCAGUCCGUACCUAUUUUGCAUCUACAUUCUCUUGCAAAGUCUUGAAUUUUAAAGGCAUGAAUUUAAAGAUACAUUGUUUUCUUUUGUUCUUUUCCUCAUGUCAAAAUAGAGGUGUCUGAAGGCAUUUUACAGUUAAAAUCAAAAUUGUUUCAAUUCAUGCUAAUUUCUCUCAGUUUUACUUGAAUUACUCUUGAAAACAACCUCCCCGUAAGUAGUUAUGCAUUUAAAAAUUCUGAUAUCUUCCUACCUAAAAGUAAAACCAUUUACUUGGAAGAAUUAAUUUUCCUACCUGCACAAUUUCUUAAUGAGUACUUUUUUUUUUUGAGUAUUUUGACUUCAAACUUUGUUAAUCCACUUUUUAGAUGAGCAUCUACCUUUUGGGGUCUUACUUUUGGAAAAUACCCUAGCAGAAAAAAAAAUUGACUUAAAUCGUAACAAUACUCUUAUACAUCAAAACAAUAUCCGCACUGACCAUGCUAAUUGUAUCCUAAUUUUCAGUCUAUCAUUCAUUCAGAAUAAAGUAACAUAUCGUCUACGAGAAUAUAGUUAUUUAAUGUUCUAUGAUGCGAUCAAAUCUACUUGAAGAGUUUUUUGAGCAUUUUCAUACAAAAGGAAAAUGCAUUCUUAAUGUGGACGCUAAUUCUUUCUUGUAGGUGAAACAUGCAUGAAUUUGUCCAUGCGGCGCAUUUUUUUUGGUUGUAUAUCUUUUGUUUUUAAUUUUAUUUAUUUCAAAUCCAUUGAUAAUCGAAUGCCAUAUGGACCAAUAAGGAGUAAGUUUUAUUUUAGACAUCCAAUCAGUGAAUCAUUUUUUUUUUUGGCGAGAUAGCCUACAAUUUUCUGCAUAGCAAGGAGUUUGAACAAGUCAUUUUUACCAUUAUCUUUAGGUAAUUUGUUAGUAUUAACAAUGAAAGCAUUAUUUUUGAUACAUGUUAUUGAAUUUUAAUAAACUUAGGAAAAAUGCAAGGCUCAAAUGGCAAGGGUAAUUUCUUUGUGCGUUUUAAAGUUCAUCAUUAAGGCUACCAUAGAAAAUGACAAAGAAUCAAGUCAAUAAAUGGUUGUCCAACA
Messenger RNA from Bemisia tabaci, 9707 nucleotides. The record is from RefSeq and is a predicted model, not a curated record. Lineage: Eukaryota; Metazoa; Arthropoda; Insecta; Hemiptera; Aleyrodidae.